AUGUCUGGUAUUCUAUCUCAAGUUCCCAUUGUUAACCGAAUAUUGGGACUCGGGACUAAUUGUCAGGCUAUCAGCUUGCCAUCAGUUGAGGUCCAUGACAUCGAGACAAACCCGGACAAGCGGGCACGAUGUCUAAAACAUCUGUUGAAGGCGAAUCAUGCCAACUACUCAAUCGUUUAUCAUAACCUCCAUUACGACAAUCACAAUGCUCACAUUCUCAGCUCGGCGUAUCUGUUGGGAGCAAGUGUUCCUCAGCUAAAUGAUAUCUACGACCGAGAAAUCCGUGAACUGGAACCUUGGGUACCUUCGCCUGCUGAGAUUGGUGAGGAUGAUUGGCAGGAACUUCGAGGUGACGGGAGGUAUCAGCGGGCUUUUGUGGACUUUUUCGAAGACAAACUCGUCAUGCGAUUCCACUAUGACUGGCAUGAAGAGCUGAGCCAUUACUUGUUCACUGGAGACGAACCUUUGUUUCAUGGUCUCAUCGGUGGUCUCGGACAUCCCCUUAUUCACUUGGGUUAUGCCUUUGAGAUGGAAUGUAAAGAACUUGCCAUGGAGGCUUUAGGACUUGCUUGUGUUCAGUACAACUUCCUCCACAGGUACCUCGAUGACAAGUCGUAUACGAAGAAAGCAUCUUUCACUUCGGCCUCUCCUCUGGACCUUCUCACCAAGCUAUCCAAGGAUAGCCGGUUUGAUACCAUCAGCCCCAGUUCGGAUGACAUGGAAGAGAUCUUCAACAAACACGAAGACAUCAUCCUGGAGUACUGGAACGCAUGGGAGAUCAACGAUCCUCUGAAGCAGUUUGAACUGUCCCAAGAAGCUGCAGCAGCUCUCUUAGUCGCCACAGUCAAGCCAGGCACACAUUCAUUCAACUUUCUGCUUGUGCACCUACUGACAACAAGUCACGCCGUCCGAGUCCUGCUUCCGUUCAUCCCUGAGAAAUACCACAUUACUCUCGUCCGAGAAUGGUGGCUGCUGGUUCUGGGCAUCUUCAUCGUGAAGGCCCGACCUCUUCCUGAUAUGGAUAACGUGGAUAGUGAUCUUAAGCAACGAGGCUGGAAGUAUGUGGAAGACAAGGCACUGAACUCAAAUUGGGCCACCGAUGCUCAUUACGUCAAAGCAAUUCGCGCCUUGAAGGAGGCUUCGAAGACAUGGGGUGAUGUUCACGACCGAUAUCUCCUGGCAGCCUUGACUUUUGUGGACAACUUCCAAGGAUGGACUUACUGA
Fusarium sp. VM40 is the source of this 1224-nucleotide messenger RNA. The record is from the annotation of a GenBank genome assembly. Lineage: Eukaryota; Fungi; Ascomycota; Sordariomycetes; Hypocreales; Nectriaceae.